AUGCGUGACUUCGUCAUCCUGACAAUUGUUUUUCUUACUUUAAAUGCGCAUAUGCCAUUUGUUAUUCCACCGUCGAUACCUGGAUCAUUUUCACAUAGAGCAAGAGAUCAACCAAUCUCUGACAAUGAUGAUGAACCCAAAGGAUGUCCCCCUGGAUGCGUCGAUGGACCAAGCUGUACUGAAGAAUGUAAAUGUCAAAACACUUAUUCGAUUGCAGACGGAAUGUGUAACCCACCAGCUGAUUCUGAAGUAGCUAAACAAUGUACAUCCUGGUACAAUCGAUGUCCAAUGUAUGAACCUCUUCAUUUCUAA
Thelazia callipaeda (thelaziosis nematode) is the source of this 312-nucleotide messenger RNA. The record is from the annotation of a GenBank genome assembly. NCBI's taxonomy places the organism in Eukaryota, Metazoa, Nematoda, Chromadorea, Rhabditida, Thelaziidae.